This is a messenger RNA of Quercus robur (English oak), 2223 nucleotides long. RefSeq lists its product as uncharacterized. The record is from RefSeq and is a predicted model, not a curated record. The coding region runs from base 398 to 1897 and encodes 499 amino acids. The transcript has 12 exons. Lineage: Eukaryota; Viridiplantae; Streptophyta; Magnoliopsida; Fagales; Fagaceae.
GAAGACGAUAGAUGUGGAUUAAAGCAAAGUAGAGGCGGAGGAAGAUCAACAACUAGGAGGAGUAGGAAAGAGCAAAAAAAGAAGAAAAGUUUCAGAAAAAGUAAAUGCUAUUGAGAGAAGGAGAGCAUCUUAUCUCCUUUUUCUCAACAAUGAGAUAAACGCAUUAUAAAAAACCGAAAGAAAGAACAAAGAAGAAGAAGAUAGACAUACUUUUUCUCUGGUGCCAAACGUUUUUUGAAAGGCACAAACAAACAAAAAAAAAGUGAUCGAUCUUCUCUCACACAGCUUUUUGGCUGUCUGAUCUAGUUUAGAUUAGGUUUGUAUUUAUAAACCAGAGAGAUUCUACAUUUUUGCGGCGUUUAAUAAAUAUUAGAAUUUGUGUUAGUACAAUUUCAGAAUGGCGAUGUACGAGCCUAUUAGAGGACACGAUGAAGCAGAAGAAGAGAAGAAGAAGCGUGGAGUGGAGUGUUGUUCUGGAGAUGUACACGUAGAUGGAGUAGUAGAUGAUGUUGAAAUGGCUAUUCAUUCGAGAUCCAGCACCUCUGCUACUAGUAAGAUUGAAGAUGAAGGCUCUAAGCAAAGGCGCCUCCACCAACACCAACCACCCCCAAAACCACAAUCACAACGUCUCGUUUCGCUCGACGUUUUUCGCGGUCUCACUGUUGCGCUAAUGAUACUCGUGGAUAAUGCUGGUGGAGUCCUCCCUGCUAUUAAUCAUUCACCUUGGAAUGGUGUAACCCUUGCAGAUUUUGUCAUGCCAUUUUUCCUCUUUAUUGUUGGUGUUUCACUCGCACUUACCUACAAGAAAUUGUCAUGCAGUACGGUUGCAACUAGAAAAGCAAUAGUGCGGACUCUAAAGCUUUUACUACUAGGCCUUUUCUUUCAAGGUGGUUUCCUCCAUGGCAUAAAUAAUUUAACUUAUGGUGUGGAUAUUGAACAAAUAAGAUGGUUGGGUAUACUACAGAGAAUUGCAAUAGCGUAUCUGCUGACAGCUUUGUGUGAGAUUUGGUUGAAGGGUGUUGAUAAUGUUAAUUCAGGAUCAUCUCUUCUCAGGAAAUAUCGAUUUCAGUGGUUUUUCGCCUUGAUGCUUACCACUCUAUAUCUUUUCUUGUUAUAUGGCUUGUAUGUUCCUGAUUGGGAGUAUCAAAUUCCAAUAAAAUCCUCCUCAUCUGCACCAAAAAUGUUUUCUGUGAAAUGUGGAGUGCGUGGUGACACUGGGCCAGCUUGUAAUGCUGUUGGAAUGAUCGACCGUAAGAUAUUGGGUAUAAAUCAUUUAUACAGAAGGCCAGUCUAUGCACGAACAGAGCAAUGCAGUAUUAACUCCCCAGAUUAUGGCCCAUUACCGUCUGAUGCUCCAUCGUGGUGUCAAGCCCCUUUUGAUCCUGAAGGGCUUCUAAGUUCAGUGAUGGCCAUUGUUACCUGCUUGGUUGGUUUGCAUUAUGGGCACAUUAUUGUCCAUUUUAAGGUGAUUCAUAUUCAUGGCAUAGCACGUCUUCCUUUUGUCACUGAAGUUUUUUCUUUUUUCUCACCAAUUUUUAUUCAUUCCCACAUUCAGGACCAUAAAGAUAGGAUCUUUCACUGGAUGAUUACAACCUCUUGUCUCAUUCUCUUGGGCCUUUCCUUGGACUUAUGUGGGAUGCAUUUAAACAAGGUUCUUUACUCAUUCAGUUACAUGUGUUUCACUGCUGGUGUUGCUGGCAUUCUCUUUGCUGCAAUUUACUUGAUGGUUGAUGUGUGUGGCUAUAGGCGCCUGACCUUGGUGAUGGAGUGGAUGGGUAUGCAUGCUCUGAUGAUUUAUAUUAUUGCAGCCUGCAAUAUCGUGCCAGUUGUCCUCCAGGGAUUCUAUUGGGGCCGGCCUCAGAAUAAUAUUCUUAGGUUAAUUGGAAUUGGAUCAUGAAAAUUUGGGUUACACUUACCCCUGCAACUAUACUUUCGGUUUCAAGGUCAUGAGGCUGGUGGGCCACUUAGCUGUAUCUUGCUGAUUUUGGGUAGUCACCGGUGGAGCUAAGCAAGAAUUUUGGAGUUGGAUCUUUGCACAAUUAGAGGGAAACUUUCUUCUCUUCUUUUAUGAAUAGACACAAUCUCUACAAUUGAGCUACUUUGUAAAUAUGUAGGCACGCCAUUGAAAUUGGAGAACUUAAAAUCAGGUCACUUCUUGAUGUUUAUGGGAUGUUUUGUCAUAGGAUGCUUCAGCUUAGUACGAUGCAACCUUUUAUGAUGGUA